AUGAUUGCCAUGCACAUUAAAGAAAUAUGGCCAGAGCCGCCUCUCCCAAAAAAAGUGCAGGAUGUGCCCAGAAUCCCAAAAGUAAUUGAAGCCUUUCAAAGGACGCUUUUCCAAGAAGAAGUACAAGAGACAGAAAGAAAAUUGAGUGAUGUCAUAUCUGAUAUCACGUCUCUUUUCACUGAAUCUGUGCAGAACUCGGUGCUUGUGAAGAAUCCUCGGGGAAUUGAAGGAGAAGUUAAAAAAAUAGCAAAAUUAUACGAAGAAAUAAAUUUAAUUAUAAGCAGUAAAAGGGAGAUAGAAGCAAAGGAAAGGGUUGUGCAUUUAGUUAAAAAACAAAUAAAAAAAAAGCAAAACCUAAUUAACAAACUAAAUUUAAAUGAAAAAACAAAAAGAAAAGAAAUUGCAGAGUAG
Molecule: messenger RNA, 411 nt
Organism: Nematocida ausubeli
Lineage: Eukaryota; Fungi; Microsporidia
Exons: 1
Coding region: 1-411 (136 amino acids)
Cellular component (GO): mediator complex
Source: RefSeq, a predicted model, not a curated record